Messenger RNA from Schizophyllum commune H4-8, 1356 nucleotides. RefSeq lists its product as uncharacterized. Lineage: Eukaryota; Fungi; Basidiomycota; Agaricomycetes; Agaricales; Schizophyllaceae. The record is from RefSeq and is a predicted model, not a curated record. The transcript has 3 exons. Bases 1 to 1098 code for a protein of 365 amino acids.
AUGUCCGCAGUCCCCUCCACUCCCCAGCGAUCGUCUUCGCUCGCUCAAUUCCUCCUCCGGUCGGAAUCGCUACCGAGCGGCACGCCAGUUAGGUCUAACAGCAGCCAGUUUGCCUACGACAAGGGCCAACCGCUUCCCUUACACGACCGUCGAUCCCUUCUGGCCGAAGCCAUGCACGGAUACACGAUUGGAAGGAAGAAAUAUAAGGAAUUUCUUGAGGAAUUUGUACCCAAGGCGCCUACUCCUACGCCGGACGUUCGAUACCGAUUGGGGCCCUUGGUAAAUGAGGCAUCGCUCUAUAAUCCCUUGCUUAAGGGGGUCAACAGAGUCCUCAAGCGAGCUACUCGGACAGUGCCGUACCCUCCUGCAUCCUCGGCCAUCGCCGUGGUCCCCGUCGUCGUCGCCAGCAGCGCGUGCACCGUCGUCGUCGUCGUCGUCGUCGUCGUCGUCGUCCCGCCCUCCGACGCGCGCGCGCACGUGCAGCCCGCCUCCCGAAACUUCCCACGCUCCUCCCGCCGCGUCGCCCCGCCCUCCCGCCGCGUCGCCCCGCCCUCCCGCCGCAUUGCCCCGCCGCGUCGCCCCGCCCUUCCCGCCGCGUCGUGUAGCAUCGCCCAGCCAUCUCGCCACGCACACGGCUUGCCCCACUACCUAGCGCGUCGGGCUCGCACCAUCCAUCGCGCUCGCACGUGCACCUGCGAUCCCUCGCCUCCCGUUCCCGCCUCUUCCCACGCUCCUCCCACCGCGUCGGCCCACCAGCCACCCCGUGCAUGCUCGCAAUGGGUAUCCCGCACCCGGUUCCUCGCUGUUGCCCUCCUCGUAGUCGAACAUACAGCUGCGCGCUUGCAGCUCGCCACGCUCUCGGCAAGCGGUGUGCGCUCGCUCAUCACCGUGCACGCACGGCCGGCUCAUCUGCACGAGCACCAGCUGUCGGGCUGCGUGUACUCGGCAGCUACCGCAUACGUCAACACGCCCACCAGACAACGCCCCUGCCCUGCGCUACUCGUGCACCUAGGCGCAGCGUCACACGAGCAAGUGCCGGGAGGUCGGGCCGCGCUCGCGCCGGUCCUCGCGCAUUGCCUGGGAUGUCGUUCGGGAUGAUACGUCGAGCAGCGCGCGAAGCCGUUGUAGCAACGUGCUGUACGUGCUUUGACGUGCGCGUAGCUCAUCCCGACAAGGCAGGAGGCUUGCAUGUAUGCAUACGGCGGCACAGACGUGCCGUGUAUCAUGGCAUGCACGCGACAGAGGGUCUUUGGGUACGUUGACGCGUCCAUGGCGGGAGCCGGCGGGGACGAGGAUGUGGGUGUGUAGAUGAGGGUGAUGGGAAGAGUGCAGGAUGGACACUGCAAAGGGCCGGUC